This is a messenger RNA of Durusdinium trenchii, 1085 nucleotides long. Lineage: Eukaryota; Dinophyceae; Suessiales; Symbiodiniaceae. The record is from the annotation of a GenBank genome assembly.
AUGAUGAGGCCUGAAGACAAAGGUUCGGUCGGCUCAAGCACUCCCUCAAACUGAACUUAAAGCAACUUGUCCAAGCUUAUAAAGGCUUGUCAUGCCACGUUGGAGCCUGGAGCCUUAAGCCCUCGACAAACCCUGCUACAGGAGGAAGAGGAGGUGGAAGGUCUGAACUUGCCGGAUGGCCACGUGCUCUACAGAUUUGAGACCACCUCAGGCAUGUACGACAUUAACAGGUUGCCCUUGGUGCAGACGCGACGUAUUUUGGAUGAUCAUAUUCGGCAAUUGCUGCUGGUGAAGGCAGCUGGCAUCAAACAAGGGGAAGACAAAGGACGAUCCGAUUCAGCAGCACCGCGCUUUGCUAUGCUGAAUGGCACCAAGGAAAAACCAUUGGCGAGAGCUAUGGUUGUUCCAACUGAAGGUUCGUACGGCAACUUUGAAGAGGUCUUUGACAAGGAACUGCGGCAAAAUCCUCCACCAGGUUUGCAAAAGGUUCGAAGAAUAUUUGUUCUUUCCCCGGUGUGGGAUUGUUUCAUCGACGGAUGCGGCAUACCAGAGCCGCGCUGCGCGUGGUAUGGCAGCAUUGCAUUGGACAUUCCCUGCUUGCAGCAGCUCAGAAACUCGAAGGCCUUUCAAGUGCUCACUGUCGAUCAGGACCAGCGCGAACGCUCCAUCGAAGCGCUCCUGCCCUUCGUCCGGAGCUGCGUCUGGGAGGAGCAGCACUUUACGCUGGUUCCAAUUCUUGUGGGCGGACUGAUGACUGAAAAGGCUGAAGAGUACGUGUCUUUGCUGUCCCCUUACUUGGCCGAUCCUGAGAAUUUGUUUAUCGUCGGAGGAGAUGUCGACACUCUCACGGAGCAAUUUGAUUGGGACAGACUCUCUAAUCUGUCUGGUGGCCCCGAACGUUUCAUGAUCGAGGCUCCCAAGUUUGUCAACAGGGAAGAGCAGGUCAUUCCCAUCUUUAGCGCGCUGGAACUUUUUCUGUCCAUUCUAGCGGCCACACCUGAGAGGGAGGAGUUCUUCUUGACCCGUUAUUGGUAGGUCAAAGCUUGAGGAUUUGUGGGACAAGCUUGAGGGUGGUUGGAGCAAGC